AUGAAGAUCAUAUUCCUCCUCUUCCUCCUCCUCCUCGCCUCGGGAGCCUGUGAUGACGUCAAGUACAUCUCCAAGAGGAACUCAGUUGAUGGAUGUAUAGACUGGUCAGUGGAUCUGAAGCAGUACCAUGUUCUGGCAGGGGAGCCUGUUCGGGUCAAAUGUGCCUUGUUCUACAGCUACAUCAGAACCAACUACACCAUGGCCACCAACGCCAAGCUGCGCCUCAUCUGGUACAAGAACAAAGGAGAUGCAGAGGAGCCGAUCAUUUUCUCAGGCCACAGGCUGAGUAAAGAAGAUGACUCCAUCUGGUUCAGAUCUGCAGAAAUGGAAGACAAUGGAUUCUACACCUGUGUACUAAGGAACUCAACAUACUGCAUGAAAGUGUCCAUGUCGAUGACGGUGGAGGAGAGUGAUGAGGGGAAAUGCUUCAGCAGCAAAAUCCGCCACCUGGAGAAAGCUGAGAUAACUCACAGCAAAAUGGUCACCUGCCCUGAUAUAGAGGACUACAUGGCUCCGUACAAGCAGCCACAUAUGACCUGGUACAAGGAGUGUGAGCGGGUUGAAUGGAGGAGUUCCAUCAUGGUGAACACCACCCACCUGUGGAUACCCGAGGUGGAGGAGGGCGACGGGGGAAAUUACACCUGUGAGUUACAGUAUGGAUCGCGAGUGGUGCGGCGGACAACACAACUCAAAGUGACAGCUCUCCAAACCAUGCAGCCUCCCAAGGUCCUUUUCCCCCCACAGAGACAGGACACAGCGAUAGAAAUCACGCCAGGUAUGCCUCUCAGCUUGGAUUGCAAGGCCUUUUUCGGCUACAGUGGAGAGAACAGGAGGCCCAUCAUCUACUGGAUGAAAGGGGAGAAGUUUGUGGAAGAGCUAGCGGGACACAUUAAAGAAAGCGAAGUCAGGAUCUUGAGGGAGCAUUUAGGCGAGAAGGAGGUGCAGCUAUCCCUAACAUUUGAUGCUGUGGAUGAGGCAGACCUGGCCAACUACACCUGUUAUGUGGAGAACCACAUAGGGAAGCGCAGUGGGAGUGCUAUACUGCAGAAGAAAGAUAUGUAUCGCCUGGAGUUGGCUGGUGGUCUCGGGGUCAUAUUGCUGCUGCUCGGGGUCCUGACUGCGCUUUAUAAGUGUUACAACCUGGAGAUCAUGCUCUGCUACAGGAGACACUUUGGCAGUGAUGAAACUGAGGAUGAUAAUAAAGAGUAUGAUGGCUACCUGUCCUACACUAAAGUGGACCUGGACUGUCUGGGCAGGAUGAGCAGCGAUGAGGAAUCGUUCGCUUUGGAGAUCCUGCCAGAUGUUUUGGAGAAACAUUACGGCUUCAAGCUGUUUAUACCAGACAGAGAUCUAAUACCCAGCAGUACCUACAUUGAGGACCUGGCUCGCAGCGUGGAGCAGAGCAGACGCCUCAUCAUCGUGUUGACUCCAGAGUUUGUCGCCAAAAGAGGGUGGAGUAUCUUCCAGAUAGAGACACGCCUCCACUCUAUGCUGGUUACCGGGGAGAUCAAGGUGAUCAUGAUAGAGUGUGCCGACCUGAAGAAUGUCAUCAACUACCAAGAGGUUGAAGCACUUAAACAUACCAUCAAGGUUUUAUCCAUCAUCAAGUGGAGGGGUCCUAAAAGCAAUGAGCUCACCUCUAAGUUUUGGAAACAGGUGGUCUACGAAAUGCCUGCUAAACGCAGAGAGACUUUGUCUAGACGCCAGGUGAUGGACGCUGGUGAACAGGGCCUCUUCGGUGACCUACAGACCACUGUCUCCACGAUCGCCAUGACAACCACCUCUGCCUCCCUGGUGCCCCCUAACGAAAAUCGCCACGGGCAUCAUCAGGUUGCCUUGGCGACAGAGAUCCCGGACUACAACCAGAUGACCUUGCCAAUUGGAGGGGGUCACACAGCUACAUCAGCCCAAAUGAGGCAUUUCUGUCGCAGUUAUGAGUUCCAGCUCCCCCCACCGCCAUCCUCCAUGUCACCUCCUCUCCCACCUCCCUCCACCGUGCAGUUCUCCACUCUGGGACCCGGGGGGCGCCACGUCUAUUGCAACAUCCCUAUGACACUACUGAAUGGACAGGGGUUCAGAGAAGCUCACUGGGGAACAAGAGGUACCUCAGAGCAGUACGCUUGGGAAGAAGCCAGAGCUCCACCUGAACAGCACCUUUGUACCUCUCACCAGCAGAGAACUAAGCUCUGA
This is a messenger RNA of Limanda limanda (common dab), 2190 nucleotides long. It is a transcript of the gene il1rapl2, whose product is annotated as interleukin 1 receptor accessory protein-like 2. The coding region runs from base 1 to 2190 and encodes 729 amino acids. Lineage: Eukaryota; Metazoa; Chordata; Actinopteri; Pleuronectiformes; Pleuronectidae. The record is from RefSeq and is a predicted model, not a curated record. The transcript has 18 exons. Gene Ontology annotation, biological process: signal transduction.